UUGAAAUAGUGGUAGUAAUGAAAUGAAGGUUUCAUUCUCUUUUGUGUAAUACAUAGCAUGUUGGUGGCAACAACGCCAUUUCUCAGAAACUUGUUCAGCUUCCGCACUCACUCUCACUCUCACUUCUUUCGAAUGGCAGCAACAAGUUCAACCAGUUCUAUUCUUUCCGAGCAUUCCGAUGCUUACGCGCCGUUCAAGCGCGUGUGCGUUCGCGUCGGCACACACAACGGCAGCUUCCAUUGCGACGAGGCGCUUGGCUGCUUCAUGAUUCGACUCACCAACAAAUUCUACAACGCUCAAGUUGUUCGCUCUCGUGAUCCUCAGGUCUUGGAGGGUCUUGAUGCCGUUCUUGAUGUUGGGGGAGUGUAUGACCCCAGCCGAGAUCGCUACGAUCAUCACCAGAAAGGUUUUGAGGAGGCUUUUGGCCAUGGCUUCUCAACCAAGUUGAGUAGCGCAGGUCUUGUUUACAAGCACUAUGGAAAGGAGAUUAUAGCUAAGGAACUUAGGGUAGAUGAAGAGCACCCAGAUGUGCAUCGCAUAUAUCUGGCUGUUUACAAAAGCUUCAUGGAGGCAAUUGAUGCUAUAGACAAUGGAAUAAAUCAAUAUGAUACUGACCAGCCCCCAAAAUAUGUGAAUAAUACACAUCUGUCCUCAAGAGUGGGAAGGUUAAAUUUAGAUUGGACAGAUCCUGAUCAGUCAUCUGAAAAAGAAAAUGAAGCCUUUCAACGUGCCAUGGUUCUUACUGGUAGCGAAUUUAUGGAUAGUGUUCGAUUUCAUAUUAAUUCAUGGUUACCAGCAAGGUCAAUUGUAAAUGAGACGCUUGAAGCUAGAUAUAGUGUCGAUCCUAGUGGAGAAAUUUUGGUUUUGGAGAAAUUCUGUCCGUGGAAGCUUCACUUAUUUGAGCUUGAGGGGGAGAUGAAAAUUGACCCUCCCAUUAAAUAUGUUCUAUAUCAGGAUGAAAGAAGCCAACAGUGGCGAGUGCAGGCUGUUGCAGUAUCGCCGGAUAGGUUUGAGAGCCGUAAGCCUCUACCAUCGCAAUGGCGGGGUCUUAGGGAUGAUGAACUGUCCAAGGAAUGUGGCCUUCCUGGCUGUGUAUUUGUCCACAUGAGUGGAUUUAUCGGUGGAAACCGAAGUUUUGAUGGUGCCUUGGCCAUGGCAAGAGCUGCAUUGAAGAUGUAAGCAAAGAAACGAUCAUAAUAUUUUGCAGUAGCUUUAACAAUACAGUUUACUGAUUGCAUUGAAGACUCAGAAGAGGACUGGGAACAGUGGCUUAUAGAUAGUUCUGUAUUGAUUGGUCAACUUGUUUAAUAUAAUCAUGUAUUAUUCAAACAUUAUUAUGAUUGAUUAUACUAUUAGCUUAUCUGGAUUUUGCUCAAUUGAGAGAGAUUUAUAACAACUUACAGAAUGUGAUAUUGUGAGAAUC
This is a messenger RNA of Arachis stenosperma, 1423 nucleotides long. RefSeq lists its product as uncharacterized. The record is from RefSeq and is a predicted model, not a curated record. Gene Ontology annotation, cellular component: nucleus; cytoplasm. The transcript has 7 exons. Bases 58 to 1179 code for a protein of 373 amino acids. NCBI's taxonomy places the organism in Eukaryota, Viridiplantae, Streptophyta, Magnoliopsida, Fabales, Fabaceae.